AUGCCUCUCGGCGGUGCCAGAGCACUACCCGUCGGAAGCUCAGCCCCAGCUUCUUCUCCCCCACCCCUUUUUGUUCCACCUCCCGGUAUUUUGCGGAAUGACAUCACUUCCAAUAUUUUUCAUUCUUCUCAUUCUAUUAAUGUAACAUCAUCGUUACCGUCUCUGGAAGUAGCUGAGAAUUCAUCGACUGAUUCCAUGACAAUAGCUUCAACAGCUGUUUGUUCAUCAUUCAGUCCUCGAGUUGUUCCUGAUGCUUACUCCACAGAAGUGAUUCAAACAGCUGGCAUGAAUUUAAAUCAUCAUGAAGGUUUGUCGUCUAAAUCCCACCGUUUGAAUUUUAAUGGUCAAAUAUGUAAUAACACAACUAGUAAUACUAACUCACAAUCAGUAUUCGCGAAACCCAAUGCAAAUAGUUGUUCACAAUUUGGAAUGAUGAACACUAAUGACAAAUCCAAUUAUUUUGAUUUUACUACUUUCGGUCCUGUUGGUUCAUCAUCACCAGCCGGUACUAUCAUCCAUGCAAAUUUGAUCACCUCCAACUGUGGUAGUUCUGUCUUAUCAAAUUUAAAUCCAGCAAGUUUAAAAUGCAGACAAGUAUGUAUUGGUACAGACAGUAAUGAAGGCUUGAGGUUCCCUGCUAUAUCUCCCCCAUCUUCACAUGCAGAUGCGAACUCGAAUUCAACUGUGAUGUAG
This is a messenger RNA of Trichobilharzia szidati, 693 nucleotides long. NCBI's taxonomy places the organism in Eukaryota, Metazoa, Platyhelminthes, Trematoda, Strigeidida, Schistosomatidae. The record is from the annotation of a GenBank genome assembly.